AAUUUUCGAACAACCUUGACCUUUCACGCAUGUUAUACCAUUCCAGAUAACUUGUUAGAAAGGAAUCAUCUCGCUAUUUGUUUUGUUAAUUAACUAUCGAAGAACUUGCCGAUUAAAAUGGAGUCUGAUAAAGGUUGUAUUGGAAAUCUAAGUGAAUCUGUUGCGGAGUUCCAAUUGGUUUGUAGGGAAAAAGUUCGUAAGGUUUACGAUGAGAACGAUUUAGUAAAUUUGGCGAAUCAGAUUCAGCAGUCCGAUUCGAAGGUGAAGAUGAGUGUCAAUACAAAAUUACAGGUUAUAUUAGAGCAAAUGAAUAACUUGAAAGAACAAGCUUUUAGGAUAUUAGAAGAAGCAAAAAGAGACACAGACCUUAACCACGCCGAAUGCAACUUGAUAAAGAAACCAGGAAACAUAUACUACGUCUAUAGAAGGGCGGAUAACAAAACUUUCUUAUCUAUUGUUUCACCAACGGAGUGGGGUAGUAGUAAUCCACAUAAAUAUGUCGGAGCUUAUAGAUACGAGUACGAUUCAAGUUGGACUCCAAUUGAUAAGAUAAGUCAAGCCGAUGAAACUCGUGAUAAGAUUGAUCGGAUUAUCAAUGAUAAAUUAUCAAUAACAGCUGAGGGGUUUAAUCAAUAA
Molecule: messenger RNA, 636 nt
Organism: Dimorphilus gyrociliatus
Lineage: Eukaryota; Metazoa; Annelida; Polychaeta; Dinophilidae
Source: the annotation of a GenBank genome assembly